Cyanistes caeruleus (blue tit) is the source of this 552-nucleotide messenger RNA. NCBI's taxonomy places the organism in Eukaryota, Metazoa, Chordata, Aves, Passeriformes, Paridae. The record is from RefSeq and is a predicted model, not a curated record.
CCAUCCCCCAUCACAUCUUUGAUGCAGUCCCUUCCUCCUGUCCCGUCCCUGCAGGGUUCCAUUGCACCAGGCGAAAAGCAAGUGCUGAAAGUCUAUUACCUGCCAGGAAAGCAAGGAGUCUUCUGCAGGACUGUCCAGAUCCAAGUGGCUUAUCUGGAACCGGCAGAGAUCUUCCUGAAAGGAGAGGGGACCAUGUUUAGAAUCACCAAGGACCUACCCCGGAAAAGUUCGAAAGGAAAGAGGAAGAAAAGAAACCUGAAGGAAGAAAAAAGGAAGAGGGAUGAAUCAUCUGUCAUCCACCCUGAAGACAAACCCUGAGAAGUUCAGUCCUGAAAUUCUUUCUGAAACUGGGAAGCUCUUUAUGAAGAAGUUUUCUGUUGCUAAGCCUGUGAAUGCUUUGACAUGUCAUCACGUGGAAUUUCCCUUACUCUGAAGGACUCAAUGAAUGAAUUGAAGAACCUGAUGAGUGAGAAGAACCUCAAGUUCAUGCAAGGUGUGCAUUGGCACACCUCGUUUACCAAUAAAGCAGGGAAAAAAAAAAAAAGUCUUAUG